AAAACCAAGUAGGUACGUAAUAUAUGUUCAAUAUCUAGUUGCCUAUAGGUACAACUAUAAAAGGAAGACAAUAGUGCAAAUAUCUUAAUCAAGCAAAGAAACAAUAUGAAGAAAUAUUGUAUUCCUACUAGUCAAAGUUUGUUAACAUUCUUGUUUUUCUUUUUUGCUUUUGUGGUGUGUUUGAGAGGUGAUGAAAAUGUAGAUGGAAGUAGCAAUGUUGUUCAAGGUUCAACAAAUGCCAACAAUUCCUACAAUAUUACUCGUGAUGUUAUCGAUAAAAAGGAUACGAAUAAGGGAGGUGGAGGAGGAGGAGGUCGUGGUGGUGGUGGACGUUGGUGGGGUGGUGGAGGUGGAGGCGGAGGUGGAAACGAUGGUAAAGGAGGAGGUGGUGGUGGUGGUGGCGGGGGUGGGAGUAAGGGUGGGGGUGGUGGUGGGGGUAUGGGAGGUAGUGGUGGAUGGGGGUGGGGAGGAGGUGGGGGUGGGUGGUGGGCAUGGGGAUGUAGGAAACAAAAAGAGCAUAAUAAUCAUCAUAAACAUUUGCAUAUGAACAAUGAUCAAGAUUACAAAAUAGGUGAAUUUGCACAAUGCAUGGUUAAAAAUAGAUGCAAAGGGAUGCGUUUGGAUUGUCCUCUUCAUUGUGGAGGACCUUGUUAUUAUGAUUGUAGACAUAUGUGCAAAGCUCAUUGUCGUCGUGCCUAAAGGUUUUUCUCGUCAAUUGAAUGAAUCUAUUAAGUCAUCAAGAAUAAUAUAUGUAGCAGCAAGAAUGGUGCACCAAUCACCUAUUUAUGAUUCUCGCUUGAAAGUCAGAACGAACACGUCUGCUGUCUAUUGUACUAAGUUCUUUUUUGCUAUAGUGUGUGGUAUUAAUUUUGCUAGAAAUUAAGUGUAUGGAAAUUUGGUGAACUCGUUGAGAUUGGG
Solanum stenotomum is the source of this 918-nucleotide messenger RNA. RefSeq names its product glycine-rich RNA-binding protein blt801-like. The record is from RefSeq and is a predicted model, not a curated record. Lineage: Eukaryota; Viridiplantae; Streptophyta; Magnoliopsida; Solanales; Solanaceae. The coding region runs from base 106 to 699 and encodes 197 amino acids. The transcript has a single exon.